Drosophila yakuba is the source of this 2435-nucleotide messenger RNA. RefSeq names its product chymotrypsin BI. The record is from RefSeq and is a predicted model, not a curated record. Gene Ontology annotation, biological process: proteolysis. The transcript has 3 exons. NCBI's taxonomy places the organism in Eukaryota, Metazoa, Arthropoda, Insecta, Diptera, Drosophilidae. The coding region runs from base 1075 to 2403 and encodes 442 amino acids. Gene Ontology annotation, molecular function: serine-type endopeptidase activity.
AGAGUGAUCGUCGAUUGACAGGGGAGCAUUAUUCAGUGGCAAAUUAAUCCAAAUUGAUGCAACUGCAAUUGUGCGCGGCCAGCUGAAAUGCAGCCAAAUAGAUGAAAUAAUUAAGGCGGCGCGCAAUUUCAGCGCUGCUGGCAAAAGAGUUUAUAAAAAUGCUGGCAACCUGCGCGCCGGCGCAGUGGCUAAAUAGACGCGAAGAAAGCAGUACUGGCGGCGGACUGGAGGUUACGACGCGCGUUGCGAUUUCAACUGGGGUUUUCAAAGCGGUUAAGUGUCCAGUAACCAGCGUAACGGCUUUGCUAAACGGGAAAAACAAAAGUGACCAGUGGGUGAACGAGUGGCAGGAGGCGAGCGUCGCGGAAGUGCAAGUGGACGCAAGGAAGUCAGGAAGUCGAAGUCCAGCUGUCGAAAGGAAAGCAGUUUUCACUGUCAAGGAAGCAGUGGCCAGAACGAAACAAGCAGCACAAUACUUCCAGGAAGCAGGAUAGAAAGCAGUUCAGGGAAUUUCAGUGUUACCUCUGAAUCAAGGCAUUAGGACAGAACUUAUAAACGAAGUAAAUCGGAAUAAAAAUAUAAACAAUUAAAUAUAUACUUACAUACAAACAUAGGGAAGUAAGCACAAAAAGCUGUUAAGACAAACUGACCAGACACGCGAGAAAUUCUUGCGAAAUAUAUAAAUCUUCAUACCAAUAACUCUUUUAAGCCGAGUAUUCAGGUAAAGAUACGAUAUUAAUAUCAAUUAAUUCGACUAGUGGUAUAUUGAAGUGGUUAGGCAGCAACUGAAGUUGAUAAAUCUUUGAAAAAGUUGAGCAAAAUAGUUGUCAAAACAACUAAGAAAGCAAAGCUCCAGGAAGUUGAUCCCCAAGAAACCAAGAACAUAGUUUAGAAUUCGUAUAAAAGCCUAACGGCGCCGGAAGUAAGCAGUUUUAGAAUACCCGCAUUCAGCUAAACAGGAAACCAUGCAAAGGAAACACAGUUAGCAGUGAAAGCAGUCGAAUCAACAUAAGUGCCAGCAAUUGCACUCGCAAUUAAAAAUUAAAUGCGUGCGCGAACAAAGCGACCAAGCCAAUGUCCAAACAAUCUGUGCAUACAAGUGCCACGCUGCUGCUGCUCAUUUGGCUGACAUGGCUAACGAUGCACUGCAUCGCGCUGGACUGGCAGCAGGUUAAGCCGAUGUACCUGGUGUCCAUGUACCCCGGUCCCGACGGUCUCUCCUCUUCCUCAUCCUCCCCUUUUACCUCCUCCGCAUCCUCAUCCGGUUCCCAGGAGCACGAUGCGGAAAUGAGUGCCAGCAACGUGGACAAUCGGCAUAUGAAGGGGUUGGGAAUGGGCAGGGGGUUGGGCUCAUUCAGCGAAGAGGACGAUCGGGAGCCACUGGUUCUUAAUCUGGAAACCACGCCGCUGAUGGAGAAGAUGCUGCCCGAGGGCGCGAUGGCCAUGGAUCGCAUCUUUGGCGGUGAUGUGGGCAAUCCCCACUGUUUUCCCUACCAGGUGGGAAUGCUGCUUCAAAGACCCAAGGGUCUGUACUGGUGUGGUGGAUCACUGAUCUCUGAUAAGCAUGUCAUCACCGCUGCCCACUGUGUCGACAUGGCAAAGAGGGCACUGGUUUUCCUGGGCGCCAAUGAGAUCAAGAACGCCAAGGAGAAGGGCCAGGUUCGACUGAUGGUGCCUAGCGAAAACUUCCAGAUCUACCCCACCUGGAAUCCAAAGAGAUUGAAGGAUGACAUUGCGCUGGUCAGACUGCCUCAUGCCGUCAGCUUUAAUGAGCGCAUCCAUCCCAUUCAAUUGCCGAAGAGGCACUACGAGUAUCGCAGUUUCAAGAACAAGCUGGCCAUCGCAUCCGGCUGGGGUCGCUAUGCCACCGGAGUCCAUGCGAUCAGCAAUGUGCUGCGCUAUGUCCAGCUGCAGAUCAUCGAUGGACGGACAUGCAAGUCCAACUUUCCGCUCUCCUAUCGAGGUACAAAUAUAUGCACCAGUGGACGGAAUGCCCGUUCCACGUGCAACGGGGAUUCGGGAGGACCUUUGGUUCUCCAAAGGCGGCACUCGAAGAAGAGAGUCCUGGUGGGCAUUACAUCGUUUGGCAGCAUAUACGGCUGCGAUCGCGGCUAUCCGGCGGCCUUCACCAAAGUGGCCUCAUAUUUGGAUUGGAUUAGCGAUGAGACUGGUGUAAGUUCCCACCAGGAUACCACGGAGGCAAUAUUCUUCGAUCAGUAUGUACGAGAGUAUGGCAAACCACGACAAAGUCGACGCUUGGAAACGGAAGAGCAGUUGGAGGACGAUGUGCCCGACGAACUAGAUGUGCAUCCGAGACCUGUUUCCGAUGAGGACAUCUCCGAGAAUGUCAGACCACGAACACGGUCACGCCCACACUCCGAACACGAGUUUUAUUUCUUGUAACCCAAAAAUAAAAGUUUAUUUUAAGAUCAAAA